Messenger RNA from Loa loa (African eye worm), 342 nucleotides. RefSeq lists its product as hypothetical. The record is from RefSeq and is a predicted model, not a curated record. NCBI's taxonomy places the organism in Eukaryota, Metazoa, Nematoda, Chromadorea, Rhabditida, Onchocercidae. The annotation marks the transcript as partial. The transcript is spliced from 2 exons.
AUGGAUUUGUACACAUCAUCGAAUCUGGACGGGUUAACCCACUACUGCUCUCCUUCCUCCUCCGCUACUCUCUCUUUAAUGAAACAAGAUAUCCGUGCCCAGCUUGUUACAUCUGGACCGAAAGAUUAUAUGGAAAAACGACCGAACUGUCUAGUGAUGAGUGUGACGACGAAUUAUCCCGGGCACUCAUCCAUUCAAGCAAAUAACAGCAUCAUCUCAUCAUCGAUCGCUUUCAGCACACCCGAAAUUGUUCCACCACUAUCAUCCUCUCUUUUUCCACAACCUCCAUCUUCUGCUGAUGAUGCCCAUUGCUUUCCAGCAACAAAAAGGUUGUAUUACAUG